AUGUCUACAAUCGCAUUCCUUAGCGGAGCGUCAUGGCGUACUCUCUGCUCUGGGCGCUGUGUAAACCGCGGGAUACACAGGCUACACCUGGCUCGAAAUCGCGCACUCUACCAGUUCCCUGCAUGGUCAACACGACCGUCUGUCAACCGUUUCUCUGUAUACUCUCCCUUGAAGAAGAAUGAAGACCGAAAGGAGCCGACGCGGAUUUUGAAGCCCUUGGCUAUCCUGAGAGAGAACAUCUACACAAUACCGAAUGUCUUGACCGUGUCUCGUAUUCUCGCAUGCCCCGUCCUCGGCUGGGCUAUCGUACACGACAAUUUCCAGUUCGCCACUGCUCUGCUCGUCUAUGCCGGUCUAACAGAUACGGUGGACGGCUUCAUCGCCCGCAGAUAUAACAUGACUUCCGUGCUGGGAACCAUAUUGGAUCCAGCUGCAGACAAGACCUUGAUGACGACCUUAACGCUGACGCUGGCUUACAAGGGCAUGAUACCAGUACCACUUGCGGUCAUCAUUUUCGGGCGAGAUGUCCUCCUUAGCCUAUCCGCGUUCUACAUUCGUUACACUUCGCUGCCGAACCCAAAAACGUUCACGCGCUAUUGGGACAUGUCAAUACCGUCCGCCGAGGUGCAUCCCACGCGAAUAAGCAAGAUCAACACAUUGCUUCAACUCUCGCUCAUGGCACUGACGACGGUGAGUCCCGUACUACCGAUGGAUCUAGGCGUUGUGCUCCAGGCUUUCCAGUGGGUAGUGGCCACUACCACCAUAUGGAGCGGGGCAUCCUACCUAUUCUCGAAGGACGCGGUCCGCGUCAUCUCUGCAAGACGGAAGCCGCCUUCAUAG
This is a messenger RNA of Rhodofomes roseus, 840 nucleotides long. RefSeq names its product CDP-alcohol phosphatidyltransferase-domain-containing protein. The transcript has 6 exons. Gene Ontology annotation, molecular function: cardiolipin synthase activity. Bases 1 to 840 code for a protein of 279 amino acids. The record is from RefSeq and is a predicted model, not a curated record. Gene Ontology annotation, cellular component: membrane; mitochondrion. Gene Ontology annotation, biological process: cardiolipin biosynthetic process. Lineage: Eukaryota; Fungi; Basidiomycota; Agaricomycetes; Polyporales; Fomitopsidaceae.